Dujonia railenensis is the source of this 1683-nucleotide messenger RNA. The record is from the annotation of a GenBank genome assembly. Lineage: Eukaryota; Fungi; Ascomycota; Pichiomycetes; Serinales; Debaryomycetaceae.
AUGUCGGAUAAAUUAAGGCCAUACUAUGACCGAGACACCUUCAAUGCAGGAUACUCUGUAUUUUUUAAGCCGGGCGUUGGUCUAAUUGACACGGAAACGGGGAAACCGUUGACCGCCUCCCUAGCUUCAAACCUAGCACAGCAAUCAGCAAAGAAAUCGUUCAAGUCAGUCAACGGUAUCGGGUUAUCAGGGUUUGGAGGAGCACUUGGCGGUGGAAGUAAUGGAUCAGGAGACAAAAACUUUGUCUAUGAUCUUGAAAUUCAAGAGUAUUUCGACUCAAACAAUUUCUCUGAAUUGUUGAAGAAUUUGGCAUGGAGCUUCAUCAAGAACUACUGUAGAGCAUUGGUUUCACAACCAUUGGAAAUAGUUAGAUUGGUAUUGCAGGUGGGAUAUUUUCAGAAUCUUGACUCAAAGAGCAAGGGGAUCAAGGCAAAGAAAAGAAAAAGCAAGAGAACUCCAUACUCCAGGCUAGUCAAUGAAUCCAUACACAAUGAAGGAUACACAACCACUUCUACAAAUGAAGAAGAAGAAGGUGAAAUCUACACUACUGAAGAAGACAGGGAGGAUGAAGGAGAAAUCAAUUACUUCCAGCUGAUCUCCACGAAUUCACCCUUGAAGCCGAAUGCUGCGGGUAGUAGUGGAGCUAACCCUCCUGAGAAAAAGAGCUUCAGAAGCAAGCAAAUUAACCUUUACAAGAUUCAGCCGAUAUCCAAGCAUACUGUUGACAUUAUGUCUGCGAUAGUUGCCAAGGAUGGCCCAUUUGCCCUCUUUAGAGGUAUCAACGCGACCUUCAUCUACCAGACUAUCUCCCACACAAUAGAAGCAUGGAUCACAGGAUUCAUGUCGCCAUUUUUAGGUAUACCCGACCCAUUUUUCUUAGACUUGACACACCUGACUGACCCAUGGAAGUCACUCUGGCUAUCAGUUAGUGCCUGUGUAUUGACUGGGAUAAUAUUGAUGCCUUUGGAUUUAAUCAAAAUCAGGUUAAUGAUUACUCAGUUCAACAGACCUACGCCUCCACCAACUCCUUUACCAACAUCUUCGCCAAUUGUCUCGACAGGAUCCACCACUGCCAGUACCACUAACAAUUCAUCUGAUGAAGAUGACCUUGAAAACAUAGGCAUCAACACCCCAGUUAAUACACGUUCAAUCCGUGAAUCCAUCCGCAAUUACCCAUUGUCCCUCUUGAUCCACCCACCUGGUACAAUUACCUGUUUGACAGUAUUGUAUCAAUUUUCCACCACGAUAUUCCGUAAGGCUGCGCCUUAUAUCUUGUUCAUAAAGUUCAAUGUUGACUCAUACCUGUCACCUACAGUGUAUACGUUGGUGAACUUGUUCCUGUUGAUUAUGGAAUUCUUCGUCAAAUUACCUGUGGAGAACUUGUUACGUAAGGAACAGGUGAGGUUCUUAUUGAAGCCCAAAUCCGAACUUGAAGACGCAAAGAAAGUUGUCAGUAUCGAAGACCCUGAUAAGGAUUUGAUUGUGGAGUUUAAUGACGGGUGGAGGGGCGAUAAAGGGACAGAAGGAGGAGAAGAUACCGAGAAUACCGUUGGAUUGAUUGAGAGAAUUGAGAGAUUGGGACUCUUUGAUGGUUGGAGAGUUGGCGUAUUGAAUGUGAUUGGAUUUUGGGGCUAUAAUAUAAUAAAGAGUAAUGGAAUUGAUUUACAAGAAGAGAGGUUUUAG